This is a messenger RNA of Sinocyclocheilus rhinocerous, 1632 nucleotides long. Its product is annotated as artemin-like. Gene Ontology annotation, molecular function: growth factor activity; receptor tyrosine kinase binding; glial cell-derived neurotrophic factor receptor binding. Lineage: Eukaryota; Metazoa; Chordata; Actinopteri; Cypriniformes; Cyprinidae. The transcript is spliced from 4 exons. The coding region runs from base 1 to 939 and encodes 312 amino acids. The record is from RefSeq and is a predicted model, not a curated record.
AUGCCUUUAAUCAAUGAGUCCCAGCACAGAGGCCGUCAGCACCGCUCUGCAGUUCCUCAAGAGUCCCGUCCCUCAGGCACCCUCAGCUCACAUGUUAACAGCCAUGAUGCAGGAGACAGAGAGCGACUGGCCAACAAAGACACUGCUCAGGGUGGGAGUUUGGUGGUGGCCGAGGAGUCGGAUCAGAGCAAUGCCUGCCAUGCCAUCAGUCACCGAUGCACCUUGUCACAGGAAACGCUGGCAGGUGUGUAUAAAUGGGCAAAUUCAUUGCUCGGACAUCCAUUGAUUCAAGUGCUUGUAUGGGUUGUCAUGGCUCUGCUGCCCCUAGUGGCAGGAGGCAGGUCACGUUUUCGAGCAGAAUCCGAAGCUGCGGUAGGAUUUGCUGGGAUGCAGGAGCUGCCAUUAGAGGUUUUUCCAGACGCUGAGGAAGAGCUUGAGGAGGGCAGUGACUCCCCAUGGCACGGUUUGUUUGAGCCAUCUGUGCUCGUCGAGGAUGACCAACAGCCAGCGAGAUGGGAACGUUCCCCCCGCUCACCGGACACUUCUGACAUACAGACCAAAGGUGCGCGCAAAAAAAAGAAGAAAAAAGAGAAGGAGGAAAAGAAAAAGAAGAGCAGCAGGGGUCGGCAUAGCAGCCGGGACUGUCGUGUAGAGAAACGUGAGAUGCGUGUACGGGACCUGGGCAUGGGCUUUGACUCAGACGAGAUUGUCCUUUUCAAGUUCUGCGUCGGCUCCUGCCAGAGGUCUCGUGGGAACUACGACUUGGCUCUGCGCGCUCUGCUGGCCAACGGUAGUCUGCCCAAGCGCACCGCCAGGAAGGUUAGCGCACACCCCUGCUGCCGGCCCACGGGCUAUGAACCCGUCUCCUUCAUGGAUGCUACCACAACCUGGAGAACCAUCAAGUCCCUCUCCGCAGCAGACUGUGAGUGCGUGGGAUGAGGCGAGCUGAAUAAGGGGAGGGGGAGCGUGACCUGCAAAAACGGUGCAAAGAGAGGAAAGGAGGAAUCGGGAAGCCUCCUGGGCCAUGGCUACAGAACGAGGUCGGGCGAGUUGGCCAUGGUGAAGCGCUGUGAGGGAAUUUGGUCUGGCUGUGAGUGAUUCACAACAACAGCUUAUGCAUUCAAAGUUUCAUCACACCAAACCUCGACAGAAAAGCUUGAAUGACGUUAGAAUACGAUUCGACCAAGUCCAAGACCAAGAGAUGACGAGAGACUCUUUGGGCUCAAUAUGGAGAGAGUUUGAGGAUGGAAGAACAGCAACAUCUGAAUGGCUCUAUAAACAAAAACUACAUGUAAUAACUCGACGAGCAUUUGCUUACCAAGAGUUUCAUCAGACUUGGAUACAGCAUGAAACCCUGUUUCAUUUGUCAGACUCCUUUGUUGAUCCUGGAUGUCAGUGCCCAUUUUCCUGGCCUUCAGUCUGGCAUGUAAUAUUUCAGCCAGAUUAGCAACAUUUGGAUCAUUCAUUAUUAACAGCACAUUAUUGUGGUAAUUACAAUGUAAUUGCACAAACAUAUGUGGAGUAUUAUUAAAAGAUUAGCCCGAUAGAAAACACGCAGGCCAGUUAGUAUUACCCAUUCAGGUGGAAGCGCUGAAGGUUGAUUGUAUUUGCAGUAGGUUUUUCAUUUCUCAG